This is a messenger RNA of Haliotis rufescens (red abalone), 4181 nucleotides long. RefSeq names its product DNA ligase 1-like. Gene Ontology annotation, molecular function: DNA ligase (ATP) activity; ATP binding; DNA binding. Bases 177 to 3296 code for a protein of 1039 amino acids. Lineage: Eukaryota; Metazoa; Mollusca; Gastropoda; Lepetellida; Haliotidae. The transcript is spliced from 24 exons. Gene Ontology annotation, cellular component: nucleus; mitochondrion. Gene Ontology annotation, biological process: DNA repair; lagging strand elongation; DNA recombination. The record is from RefSeq and is a predicted model, not a curated record.
UUUUCAUUCAAUGAUAUUUGCGUUCUUAUUUAUUUUCCAACAGUUAUCUCCCCUACUGGGGUUUCUUACAAGAAGUUGCAAAAGCAAAGGAAAGUGGCGGGAAGUGUGUGUGCAGUUUUCGUGAUAACAACAAUAAAGAAAAUAAUAUUUCUGGCAUUCUACACUACACAACCAUCAUGCAGAAGUCAAUAAUGUCCUUCUUUACUUCCAAGACGAAGGAGAAAGAGCCUGAAGAAAGUGUAACUGUCAAAAAAGAAGACAAAUCACCACUUAAGGUUAAAAAUGGAUCUCCAUCAAAAGAAAGCGACUCUCCUAUCAAGGCUCCAUCUCGAAAGAAGAAGGCCAGAAUCAUUGAGAGCGAUGAUGAAGAAGAGAAUGUAGAUGUUGUGAUGGAGGAAACAGAUGAAGGCAAGGGAGAUAAUCCAGAUGUCAAAUCUAGUCAAGAGAAAUCUAAGGAAGAGAAGCCAAUGACGACUGUGAUUAAGACACCACACAAAGAUAAACCAGAAGGAAAGGAUUCAGGUGUGUCAUCCCAAUCCUCUCCCUCGGAGCCAAGCACACCUGUCAAAUCUCCAUGUGGAAUUCCUAAAAGGAAAACAGCAAGGAAGAGCAUGGGUGGGGGAAGUGCUGUGAAGAGGAAGAGUGUCUCACAGAGUCCCAAAAUAGACAGUCCUGCCAAGAGGAAGAAGAAGCUGAUCUCGGAUGAUGAGGAGGAAGAGGGACAAGAGUCUGAGACAGGUGUAGAAGAAAUAAAGCAGGACGACAUCGAGAUGAAAGAACUAAGCUCUGAAGAAAACAGUCCUGAAUCAAAAGAUAAAGACGAAGACACUGAAGCAAAGGAUGAGCCAAAGGAUGACAAGGAGCAAGAUGUUAGCAUGUCGGAGGAACAGGAAGACAGCACUGAUAAGAGAAAAGACUCCAAGGAAAAGAAGGAAAGCAAGGGAAAGAAGGAAAGCAAGGGAAAGAAAGGAAAAUCUCCGGCUACCAAGAAGACAACUGGUAAGAAAUCACCAAAAGCAAACAGCAAGAAGAAUCUAACGAAAGAAGAAAAGAAAGAAGUGAAAGACAAAGAUAAUGAAAAGGAAGAAGAGAAAGACAGUGAAAAGGAAGAAUUGAAAGAGAAUGAGAAGAAAGAGGAGAAAAAACCUGUUCACAGCUUUUUUGCUCCAAGAAAGCCUGUUAAGGUUGAAGAAAAAGAAGAAUCAAAGUCUGAUGUUAAAAAAGAAGUAACAAAGUCUGAUGUUAAAAAAGAACAAGAAACACCUGAUAAAAAAAUUAAGAAAGAAAGCCCAUCUCCAAGUAGCGGCAAGAAAUCCUCGGAUGGAGAGUAUCACCCCUCGAAGUCCAAGUACCAUCCUGUUGAUGACGCAUGCUGGAAGCACAAGGAAAAAGUUCCAUAUCUGGCACUUUCAAAAACAUUUGAGGCCAUCGAGGAUACAUCUGCUAGGCUAAAAAUGAUUGAGAUCCUCUGCAACUUCUUCCGAUCAGUGAUCGCACUGUCUCCAGGUGAUCUGCUCCAGUGUGUGUACCUCUGUCUCAACAAGCUGGCCCCGGCCUAUGCCGGCCUAGAGCUGGGCAUCGGGGAGACAGUGCUCAUGAAGGCCAUUGCUCAAGCUACAGGUCGCAGUGUAGAUAAAAUAAAAACAGAUGCACAAGAAAAGGGAGAUCUCGGGUUGGUGGCUGAGAGCAGCCGAAGUACCCAGCGGAUGAUGUUUGCACCACCUAAACUUACUGUGAUGUCAGUGUUUACCAAACUCAAGGAUAUUGCCAAUAUGACUGGACACUCAGUGAUGACCAAGAAGGUGGAGAUGAUUAAAGGAUUAUUUGUCGCCUGCCGACAGUCAGAGGCUCGAUACUUAAUCCGAUCGCUGGGAGGCAAGUUGCGAAUCGGCUUAGCAGAGCAAUCAGUACUUACAGCACUAGGGAAUGCUGUCUUCCUCACACCCCCAGGGCAAGAGUACCCCCCGGAGAUAGUGGAUGCUGGGAAAGGCAUAGCUGCUGAUGCUCUCAAGAAGAAACUGGAUGAGGCAGCACUUGUGAUCAAGACGACCUAUUGCGAGCUGCCCAACUAUGACACCAUUAUCCCCGUGCUGCUGAAGGAGGGCCUGGAGGAGCUGCCCAAACACUGCAAGCUGACACCAGGUAUUCCCUUGAAACCAAUGUUGGCGCACCCAACGAAGGGUGUGAGCGAGGUGCUACGCCGAUUUGAAAACAUGGAAUUUACCUGUGAAUACAAGUACGAUGGGGAGAGGGCGCAGAUCCAUCUCCUGGAGAACGGCAAGAUCCACAUCUACAGCCGAAACUCCGAAGACAAUACCUCCAAAUACCCGGACAUCAUCAAGCGGAUGCCAAAUGCCGUUACGGAAGAGGUCAAGUCGUGUGUCAUCGACACGGAGGCUGUAGCAUGGGACCCUGAGAAGAAGCAGAUCCUACCCUUCCAGGUUCUCAGUACCAGGAAGAGAAAGGAUGCUGACGUGGCUGAGAUUAAAGUCCAAGUGUGUGUGUAUGCCUUUGACCUCCUAUACUUCAACGGCGAGUCUCUAGUCCAACAACCUUUCAGAAAGAGGAGAGAACUGUUGCGUACCAAGUUCACAGAGGUUGAGGGAGAGUUUGUAUUUGCCAAAUCCAUGAUAGCAUCUAAUACAGAACAGAUAGAGGAAUUCUUGGAUGAGUCUAUAAAAGGUAACUGUGAGGGACUGAUGGUGAAGACUAUGGAUGUGGAUGCCACGUAUGAGAUAGCCAAGAGAUCACACAACUGGCUCAAGGUGAAGAAGGACUACCUGGAUGGUGUAGGGGACACCCUGGAUGUGGUGCCCAUUGGGGGCUACCUGGGCUCUGGCAAGAGGACCGGGUGGUACGGGGGCUUCCUGCUUGCCUGCUAUGAUGAGGAGAAUGAAGAGUUCCAGUCCAUCUGCAAGAUUGGCACUGGCUUCACAGAUGAGUACCUGGAGAAGCACACUACUUUCCUGAAGGAGCAUCUCAUAGAUAAACCAAAGCCCUACUACCAGUACGACUCCAGUCACGAACCCGACCACUGGUUUGAUGCAGUCCAGGUGUGGGAGAUUAAGGUCGCUGACCUCUCAAUAUCCCCUACCCAUAAGGCCGCAGCGGGACUGGUUGAUCCAGAAAAAGGCAUAUCGCUGAGAUUCCCCCGCUUUUUGCGUAUCCGUGACGACAAGAAGACCGAACAAGCAACAUCUGCCACUCAGGUGGCCGAGAUGUACAAGAACCAGCAUCAGAUUCAGAACCAACAGAAGGGAGGGAAGAAGGAAGAAGAUGAGGAAGACUUCUACUGAUUUGUUGUCAUGAAAAUAUCAUUUCUAACAAUGGACAUCUUGCAGAUCUGUUGUGAUUAGGACUUCUGAGGAUCUGCUCUAAAGAAGAUGAGGAGAGAUUCUGAUGUGUUGUAAGGAAAACAGGACCAGGACCGCUUCUGGUCAGGGUGUCUGCAGACUGAUGUUUUCUCUACUCGUGUACUAAUUCGAUCAAACAGAACAGUACAGUUGUGUGAGAUUGUUCUUUAGUGCUAGUUACAUUGAAUAGUUUCUAUUUGCCCAUGGAAACACUUUAAGUCUUAGACCAAGUCAAUUUAAAAAGGUCAAUGCUUUGUUUGAUUGACUGUUACAAUCUACAGGUAUGCCACUACUUGGCAGUGAUCUCUUAAAGAACAUGUCAGUUUCUGUAGCAUGUGUAUUCACUGCGUAUCAUUGAGGUCACCUGUCUUACUAUUAGAACCAUGCUUCUGAUUAACUGAACCUUAAUUGUAAAUAGGCUAUGCGACCGGGCCAACAUAAUCCUGUGCCAUUUAAUACUUUCAUCAUCAUCAUGAUCACGGGGCGGUCGGGUAGCCUAGUUGUUAAAGCAUUUGCUUGUCACGUCAAAAACCCAGGUUCGAUUCCCGACAUGGGUACAAUGUGUGAAGCCCAUUUCUGGUGUCCCCUGCUGUGAUAUUGCUGGAAUAUUGCAAAAAGAGGCAUAAAACCAUACUCACUCACUCAUUCAUCAUGGUCACUGUUUCAGCUUACAGCUUUGUUGUGUACAUCAGCUGGAUAAAACUAUCUCUUGGGCAUGGAAUCCACAUUAACAUCAUUCAAUUUUGACAGAAUAAUAUCUGUAUGUUUUGAACUGAAAUUAUGUCUAAAGUUUGACAGAAUAAAAAUGUUCUGUAUGUUUCGAAAUUA